Molecule: messenger RNA, 2554 nt
Organism: Branchiostoma floridae (Florida lancelet)
Lineage: Eukaryota; Metazoa; Chordata; Leptocardii; Amphioxiformes; Branchiostomatidae
Product: intraflagellar transport protein 56-like
Exons: 14
Coding region: 211-1899 (562 amino acids)
Biological process (GO): intraciliary anterograde transport; intraciliary transport involved in cilium assembly
Cellular component (GO): ciliary basal body; intraciliary transport particle B; ciliary base
Molecular function (GO): intraciliary transport particle B binding; protein binding
Source: RefSeq, a predicted model, not a curated record
ACCAAGACGAGGCUGGGCGGCAUUCCUCACCAGGUAACAAACCAGCCACAGGUAGAAAAUGUGCUUCUCACAAACUGCGGCGUUUCUAGGAUAACAGCAACGAUUAGAGUGAAGUAAAUCAGCCAGACAGCGGACUGAAAAACCAGGGAAGAACUAGAAGCGAAAGAAAUUUUCUACGUGCAAUAGAACGGCAGAAAACCACCUGCCAAGAUGAUGCUCUCACGAGCCAAGCCGGCCACUGGACCAGCGGCCUCCAGUCCUGCUAAGGAGUCCAGCAAGAAGAAGAAGAAACUGCCCAAACUGGAGGACUACCUGACCAACAGGGACUACACUGGGGCCAUCACACUUCUCGAGUUUAACAGAUCGAGUGGUAAGGGAAGUGAAGAGGUGGACAUGUGGAUAGCCUACUGUGCCUUUCACCUGGGAGAGUACAAAAGAGCCAUGGAAGAGUACCAGUCCAUGACGAAGCGAGACGGGUGCCACCCUGACGUCUGGGUGAACCUGGCCUGCUGUGACUUCUUCCUGGGCAUGUACAAGGAGGCAGACGAGGCCGCGCAGAAAUCCCCCAAAAGCCGCCUGCAGAACCGCCUGCUCUUCCAUCUCUCACACAAGGUGAGCCAGAAUUCCGACUUUAAUGAUGAGAAGAGACUGAUGCAGUACCACCAGAACCUGCAGGAUAUCAUCGAGGACCAGCUCAGUCUGGCCUCCAUCCACUACCUCCGCUCACACUACCAGGAGGCGAUAGACAUCUACAAGAGGAUUCUCCUAGAUAACAGGGACUACCUGGCCCUGAAUGUGUAUGUGGCCCUGUGUUACUACAAGUUGGACUACUAUGACGUAUCCCAGGAGGUGUUAGCUGUGUACCUACAGCACUACCCUGACAGCGCCAUCGCUAUCAACCUCAAGGCCUGCAACCACUUCAGACUCUACAACGGCAAGGCUGCUGAGCAAGAGCUGAAGACCCUGCAGGAGAUGGCCUCCCCCUCCUUCACCUUUGCUAAGGAGUUGAUCAAGCACAACCUGGUGGUGUUCCGGGGCGGGGAGGGGGCCCUGCAGGUCCUCCCGCCCCUGAUAGAUGUCAUCCCUGAGGCACGACUCAACCUCGUCAUCUACUAUCUCAGACAAGAUGACGUAUCUGAAGCCUAUAACCUGAUCAAGGACCUGGAGCCAACCACGCCGCAGGAGUACAUCCUGAAGGGCGUGGUUAACGCCGCCCUCGGACAGGAGACGGGAUCGCGGGAACACCUGAAGAUCGCCCAGCAGUACUUCCAGCUGGUGGGAGGGUCUGCCAGCGAGUGUGACACCAUCCCUGGCAGGCAGUGCAUGGCGUCAUGUUUCUUCCUACUCAAACAGUUUGAGGAUGUGCUGAUCUAUUUUAACUCAAUCAAGAGCUACUUCUACAACGACGACACGUUCAACUUCAACUACACGCAGGCGAAGGCCGCCGUGGGAAACUUCAAGGAGGCAGAAGAGGUGGCCCUGCUUGUGCAGAACGAGAAGCUGAAGAAUGACUACACCUAUCUCAGCUGGCUGGCUCGCAUCUACAUCAUGAACAACAAGGCCCGGCUUGCCUGGGAGUUGUACCUGAAGAUGGAGACUUCAGGAGAAUCCUUCAGUCUCCUGCAGCUGAUAGCUAAUGACUGUUACAAGAUGGGACAGUUCUACUACGCAGCAAAGGCGUUUGAUGUACUGGAGCGACUGGACCCGAACCCUGAGUACUGGGAAGGCAAGCGUGGCGCCUGUGUUGGUGUCUUUCAGCAAAUCAUCGCCGGGCGGGAACCAAGGGACAGUGUGCGAGAGAUAGUCCAGCUGCUGAGGAACACCAGUAACCCACAAGUAGAGUACAUCACCAGAACCAUCAAGAAAUGGGCAAAGGACAACAGAGUCUCACUCAGCUAGAACAUACACCAAUCUGCUGACCAGCUUCUACUAUGUUUCAAUUAUAUUAUAGAAAGAAAGGAAAUACAUUUUUAUCAUAGGGUAUCAAGACAUUGGGACUUUCUGUUCAUUUUAGAAAAGAAAAUUUAUUAGAAUCUGAUAUCCAAGUAAAUUUUGUAACUUCUAUGGCUCAUUCCCUGACAUAUUGGAGAACAAUAUGAGCAUUGUACAUGUAUAUAUUUGCAUAUAAAAUAUUGUAUAUGAUGUAGGUUGUCAUCAUCUCUUCUUCUCAUAACUAUUAUUGGCAAUCUAGAAACUAUUUGGGGAUUGAUAUUCUCAUAACUUAAAAAAGUGGACAGUCUACCUGAAGGUAUCAAAAUUGUGUGUUUUUUAUUUCUUUCUUGGUCAGAUUGACAAAUAGGAGUUUUUGUGGGGUGAAUUCACAACAUUUUCAACAGUUGUAGUUGAAUCCACAAUGUAUAAAGCAUUGUAUUGCAGAUAUAAGAACAAAUUAAUUGAUGUAAGGUACAAUGUAUGGAUGUUCCCUUCCAUAGAUUUGUUGAAUGUUCUGUAUAAUUUACUUCAAGGAUUUGAUGCUAUCAGUCAUGCUGUAAAUAAAAUGUUCUGUACAGCAGUUUGAAACUUUGUAAUAAAGAUAGAACACAUUUUUCUUCAA